Messenger RNA from Paramecium sonneborni, 1560 nucleotides. NCBI's taxonomy places the organism in Eukaryota, Ciliophora, Oligohymenophorea, Peniculida, Parameciidae. The record is from the annotation of a GenBank genome assembly.
AUGGCGAAUAGAUUAAAAUUUUAGAUUGAAUUUAAUGACGAUAUUCCUCUUCCUUAAAUAAAUGAUUGUGAAGAAAGUAAACGUUUUGAAGACCAUUAUCAAUGCCUUCUCACUUUAGGUAUGAUAUUUAUGAUUAUUUUAUUAUAGGUUAAGGAGCUCAUGCUAUAGUUAAGACAGCAAAGAAAAAAAGCACUGAUGAGAUCUAUGCUGUAAAAAUAGUUAGAUCAGGAGAUUAGGAAAUUCAAAAUAAUGUUAAAAGAACAUUUAAUAAUACAAGAUGUCUCAAACAUCCUAACAUUGCUUAAGAUAUAGAACUUUAUAUCAAUGAGAAAUUAGAAACUUCAUAUUUGGUAAUGGAAUAUUGCAAGUUUCCAAGUUUAGAAAGUAUUAUUAAAAAACGAGCUCUCACUUCUGAAGAAUUAAAAGUCAUGAUAAAACAACUUCUUUUAGGAAUUCAACAUGCACAUUCUAAAGGAAUUUGUCAUAGAGAUUUAAAACCAGAUAAUAUUCUAGUCAAUUUAGAUGAGGAUAGUUAACCUCCUCAUGUUAAAAUUGUCGAUUUUGGAGUUUCAAGAAGAUUCUUAUCAAAAGGAUAAGAAAUUGAAAUGUUAACAAAAACUGGUAAUAUUUUUUAUUGUGCACCAGAAAUAUAUCAUAAAAAUAGUUAUUCAAAAGAAGUUGAUAUAUGGGCUAUAGGAGUUAUUACUUAUUAAUGUAUAUUCCAAAAAUUACCAUUACAUUCAAAUGAUAUAUAAGAUUUUAUUGAAUUAUUAGCAAAUCCAAAUUAAUGGAGAUUUUAAGAAUAAUUAAAUAAACUUGAAUAACCAUUAUGUAAUUUAAUCAUGUAGAUGUUAAAUCCAAAUAAGAAUGAAAGAAUAACUGUUGAUGCAGCUUUAAAACAUCCUUUUUUUGAAAUUAGUACUAUUUAAGAUGUUAUUGCUUUUUUGAAUAAAUUAAAUAUAGUUUAGGAUAAUUGUGGUAGAUGUAGAUCAUUACAAACAAGUCUUAGGUUUGAUGAAUAAUAGUUAGGAAAUGUUAUUCAUAAAUUAUAAAGUAGUUAAAAUGAUGAUAAAGAUGAUGAAAUAAUAAUAAAUGAUUUAGUUAAAAGUUUUAGUAAUGUACAUAUUCUUUAAAAACAUGGUGAUAAAUGUGGUUUGAUUUAAUUGAUGAAUUCAAUUAGUAGUAGCACAGCACUUAUGAGUAAAUUAGGAUCUAAAUAAGAAUUACUUGAUAAAAGUUGUGGAUUAUAAUUUUGUGGUUCUUCAAGUAUUAUAUAAUUAUAAUUUAGAUUAAUUGGAUAAUUAAUGUAAAAUUUAAGGUACUCUAGAAAUGAAAGAUGAUUAAUUAAAUAAUAAUAAUAAAUUUCUUGCUUAAUUAGGUGCUCAUUUAGAUUGUAGUAUUGAUGUAAUGCCAAAUGAUGGUGCUUUAAUAUAAUCAAAAUAUAGUUCAUAAUAAUAAGAUUUAUAAGGAGUUCUUAAAAAACCUACAAGUUCUGACAAAAAUAUGUUUGGUGAUCUUUAUAUUAAAGAAGUAGAUGAAAUAACAGAAGAUUAAUUUUGA